CAAGCCAGGGCGAGACAGCCCGCCGGCCGCCCGGAUCUCCACCUGCCACCCCAGAGCUGGGACAGCAGCCGGGCUGCGGCACUGGGAGGGAGACCCCACCGUGGCCUCUUCUGCCACCCACGCCCCCACCCCUGGCAUGGCCGACCAGCUGACUGAGGAGCAGGUCACAGAAUUCAAGGAGGCCUUCUCCCUGUUUGACAAGGAUGGGGACGGCUGCAUCACCACCCGCGAGCUGGGCACGGUCAUGCGGUCCCUGGGCCAGAACCCCACGGAGGCCGAGCUGCGGGACAUGAUGAGUGAGAUCGACCGGGACGGCAACGGCACCGUGGACUUCCCCGAGUUCCUGGGCAUGAUGGCCAGGAAGAUGAAGGACACGGACAACGAGGAAGAGAUCCGCGAGGCCUUCCGCGUGUUCGACAAGGACGGCAACGGCUUCGUCAGCGCCGCCGAGCUGCGACACGUCAUGACCCGGCUGGGGGAGAAGCUGAGUGACGAGGAGGUGGACGAGAUGAUCCGGGCCGCGGACACGGACGGAGACGGACAGGUGAACUACGAGGAGUUUGUCCGUGUGCUGGUGUCCAAGUGAGGCCGGCGCCCACCAUGCUCCUGGGCGCCCACGCGGCCCACAGGGCAAGAACCCCGGGCCUCCCGCCUCCUCCCCCAUCCCCCUGCCUCUCCUGGGCACUGUGGCUUCCUCCUGCGCCUGGUUGAUUCAGCCCACCUCUCUGCAUCCCGCUUCCCGCAUCUCUUCUCUGCUCUCCUGCCGACCUUCCCACCUGCUCAUCUGAAUGACAUGGAACGCUCCCACUCCAGGCAAACCGUGAAGCCCUCCCCACUCGGGAGAAGCAGAGCUGACCUUAGGACCGAGCACCAGGGCAGGUUGCGCUGACUCUGCGGCCCUCCAGGACGGACACCGGGUGACCCCUUAGGGCACCCAGGCAAGAUCCCUAACAGGCACCCAAUGCCCAGGCCAGGGGGGCUGCAGCCCUCAGCCCCCGCCAGGAUUCCCGGAGGCUCCUGGACUGGAAGCUCCCUCCGCGGUCGGAUUCUGGAGGGUGGGAGGCAUCUUGGCCUGCAGUAAGCGGUGCUGACGGGGACUCUGGCCACAGAGGUCAGGCCUCCUGAAAACGGCACUGCCUUCCACGCUGCCCCAGCUUGCCCCAUUCCUUGUCUGCCAACCCACCGUGAUUCAUCUUCUGAAGCUGGGAGUGAAACUGGGUCAGCUGUAACCUGUUCCUAUUCAUCUGGAAGGAGGGAGGCUUGGAUGAGAGGGGGAUGAGAGCUGCAGGGAAAUAAAUGAGAUAUUCGUCCUUAUUUCAUUUCCUUUUUUUUGGUUUCCAUGGAAAUGAUCCUUGUUAAAUUCAGGGUUGAAACAAGGCAGGAAUCUCGAUUUUUGUGCUUUUUGAAAAUGCAAUGAAUUCCUAUACGGGGGAGCGGGGAAGGUGCCUCAGAGAGAGAGAAGUCUGGAUGAGGGAAAUAUUGAAUAUUCUCAAUCAAAUGGAUACGCUGGCAGCAAAGAGUGGUUAAAAGUCCAUCAGGACUUGCAAGACCUGAGUCCAUUACGUUGAGAAGGGACCUGCUGAUUGCUUUGAUUCCCCCUGGCAAGUGCUCCCUGGUUGUGAAGUGCCAGGCACUAGAGAUGGUGAGGGGCUGGGGGGCAGUUGGGCACACACAGUGUAAGAGCAGUUCAGAGCCGUUAGUCCUGCACUAGCCCUGCAAGCGGCUGGCAACACCUAGAGAAGGUCGAAGGGGCCCUGCCAGAGAUCCCUUCAAUUCUAAAGGGAGUUACGUUUUGCGGGAUGGGCACUAGACGGAGCUC
Gorilla gorilla gorilla (western lowland gorilla) is the source of this 1819-nucleotide messenger RNA. RefSeq names its product calmodulin like 3 (gene CALML3). The transcript has a single exon. Gene Ontology annotation, cellular component: myosin II complex. Bases 137 to 586 code for a protein of 149 amino acids. Gene Ontology annotation, molecular function: calcium ion binding. Lineage: Eukaryota; Metazoa; Chordata; Mammalia; Primates; Hominidae. The record is from RefSeq and is a predicted model, not a curated record.